UACUACCAUGCAGUCCGGUGUGAAAGGGUCACGUGGCCUUUGGCCCAGCAGCUCAAGUGCAUUUGUUCUGUGCUGAUUGUUUUAAAGGAUUUUGCCUCCAUCAACAGAAAAGUGGAGAGGAUAACUUUUUGGAAUCCAGCCUAGGGCUUCCUCUUUGACGUUCCGCUCACUCCCGGCUUGCACUCUCUCUCUCUCUCACUCUUUCCCUGAGGAAAGGCUGACACUUAAGGGGAUUGAUAUAUCCUGAGAAAUUCAGUGCUUAAAGCCUUAGCCGCUGUCAUAGUUUCACUCAUGAUGUACAGCUUCAUGGGAGGGGGCCUGUUUUGUGCCAUCGUGGGGAACAUCUUGCUGGUGGUCUCCACAGCCACAGACUACUGGAUGCAGUACCGUCUGUCCGGCAGCUUCGCCCAUCAGGGCCUGUGGAGGUACUGCAUGUCUGGAAAGUGCUACAUGCAGACUGACAGCAUUGCCUACUGGAAUGCCACCCGUGCUUUCAUGAUCCUCUCUGCCAUGUCAUGCUUUGCCGGCAUCAUUGCGGGAAUCCUCUCCUUUGCCCACUUCUCAGCCUUUGAGAGGUUCAACCGUUCCUUUGCUGCUGGGAUCAUGUUCUUUGUGUCCACUCUCUUCGUUCUGCUUGCAAUGGCCAUUUACACCGGGGUGACGGUGAACUUCCUGGGAAAGCGUUUUGGUGACUGGCGCUUCUCCUGGUCCUACAUACUAGGCUGGGUGGCGCUGCUCAUGACCUUCUUUGCAGGUAUAUUCUACAUGUGUGCCUACAGAAUGCACGAGUGCAGAAGAGUGGCUGGCCCGCGUUAAAGUAAACACAAGUUACUUUGUCAAGGGCGCAAAUGAUUUCCCAGAAAAAUAGAGAACCUAC
Molecule: messenger RNA, 877 nt
Organism: Pleuronectes platessa (European plaice)
Lineage: Eukaryota; Metazoa; Chordata; Actinopteri; Pleuronectiformes; Pleuronectidae
Gene: lim2.5
Product: lens intrinsic membrane protein 2.5
Exons: 5
Coding region: 292-816 (174 amino acids)
Cellular component (GO): plasma membrane
Molecular function (GO): structural constituent of eye lens
Source: RefSeq, a predicted model, not a curated record